UUGAAAGUUCAACCGGAAUACGCUCUCUCCUACCCGUCGCUAGCUUAACCUUAGUUGUGAUGUUAGCCUGUUUUCUUGGACACUCGCUUAUCCCACUUCCCUGGUAAUUGCCUCAAGCCCCCCCUCAGGAAACCAUGGCCGAGCAGGCCUCGGGACCCCCUCUGUCGUCCCAACAUGACGAGGCGCUCCAGCAGAGAGUGGCAGCUCUGGAGCAGGAGAGGGCCGAGUUCAUCAAACUCAAGCAGCAGCUGGAGGCCGAGUUCAACCAGAAGCGGGCCAAGUUCAAAGAGCUCUACCUGUCCAAGGAAGAGGAGUUGAAGAGGCAGACCGCCAUGCUGGAGGGUUCCCAGGCUGAGCUGAGCUCCGUCCAGGUCCAGCUGUCUCAGGCCCUGUCCGAGAUAGAGAACAUCAAAGCGGUGGCCACCUUGUCGGAAAACACCAAGCAGGAAGCCAUCGACCAGGUCCGCAGCCAGUGGCAGGAAGAGGUGGCCUCACUUCAGGCCAUCAUGAAAGAAACAGUGUGUGAGUAUGAGGUCCAGUUCCACCAGCGUCUGGACCAGGAGCGAGCCCAGUGGAACCAAUACCGCGAGGCAGUGGAGAGGGAAAUGGGUGAGCUGAGGCGCCGCCUCACUGAGGGCAAGGAGGAGGAGAACCUGGAGGACGAGAUGAAAAAAGCCCAAGAGGAUGCAGAGAAGCUGCGUUCAGUGGUGAUGCCCAUGGAGCAGGAGAUAGCAGCUCUGAAAGCCAAGCUGACGACAGCCGAGGACAGGGUGAAAGAACUGGAGGCCUCUAAGGUGAAGGAGCUCAAUCAUGUUCUUGAGGCUGAGAAGUCGUGUCGUACGGACCUGGAGAUGUAUGUGGCUGUGUUGAACACUCAGAAGUCUGUUCUGCAGGAGGAUGCGGAGAAACUACGGAAAGAGCUUCACGAUGUGUGUCACAAGCUGGAGUUGGAGCGGCAACAGCACAACCAGCUGAAACACACUUGGCAGAGAGCCAACGACCAGUUCCUGGAGUCCCAACGCCUCCUCAUGAGGGACAUGCAGAGGAUAGAGAGCGUGCUGUCCUCUGAACAGCUCCGCCAGGUGGAGGAGAAGAAGAAGAAAGACCAGGAGGAGGAUGAAAAAGAGAGGCUGAGCCAAGUGAAGGAGCAGCACGAGGAGGAUGCUGCAGACAACACCGAGCCUUUGGAGGAUUUAUUCCUCGGGCUGAGCGUCGACGAGCCCAAUGCAAACCUCAGCACCCACGGCUCCAUGCACUCCUUAGACACUGAUGUGGUGGCAGGGGGCCCCAUGGACCCCUACAAGGACAACCUGCGAAGAGUUCAGUCAACAGACAGCCUUGGCUCCUCGCUGUCUGUCCAGCAGGGCCUUGGCGGCCACAACCACAAAGCCAAGUCGGCCAGCCACUUGGACGAGUCGGACUUCGGGCCCUUGGUGGGGGCCGACUGUGGGGUGACAGACAGUAGUUUUGGUGAAACUUGGUCCGUCAGCUCCAUGAAGCUGACUGCAAGUCAUUUCCUCCUGACUAAAGACCAGGAGAAGGCCAUCAAAGCCAUGACGCCUGAGCAGGAGGAGACAGCGUCUCUGCUGUCCAGCAUCUCCCACGCCCCUGACACCGCCUUCUUACCUCCUGCAGGCUACAGACUGGUCAGCGACAGCGAGUGGAACCUGCUACAGCAAGAGGUUAAAAAUGCUGGCAGGAAGCUCGGCCGGCGUUGUGAUAUGUGCUCCAACUACGAGAAGCAGCUGCAGGCCAUCCAAGGACAAGAGGCUGAGACACGAGAUCAGGUGAAGAAGCUACAGGUGAUGCUCCGUCAGGCCAAUGAUCAGCUGGAGAGGACGAUGACAGAGAAACAGAAUUUGGAAGAUUCUUUCAAAUUAGGCAACGAGGAAACCGCUGCUAAGGUGUCCGCCCUCCUGCAAAGAGUCCAGGAGUCAGAAACGCUGCUCAGCACACUACAACAGGCCUUCAGUGAAGCUAAGAGGAACACACAGGAACAGAUGGUGGUGCUGGUGAAGUCCAGGGAGCAGGUGGCAGAUGAACUAAGCCGACUGCAGAGAGACAAUGAGAGCCUGCAGGGAAAACACAGGCUGCAUGUAGAACUACAGCAACAAGAGGACUUCCAAAUGCCCAAUACUGUGCAAGAGCUGCAUGGCCUGGUGUUGGGGCUACGUGAGGACCUGGUGGCGUUACGGACGUCUGCUGAUCACAUGGAGGAGAAGCUAAAAGCGGAAAUUCUGUUUCUGAAGGAGCAGAUCCAGGCGGAGCAGUGUCUAAAGGAAAACCUGGAGGACACUCUGCAGCUGGAGAUCGAGGGCUGUAAGGAGGAGAUAGACAUCUUGGAAGCAUCUUUCUCCAGUCUGAAGACAGAGCUGGAGCGAAUAAAAGCGGAGAAGGAACAGUUGCAGAGCAGUCUAACUGAGAAGACUGAGACGCUGGAGAGCAUACAGGGCCUGAGGAUCAGCCUGGAGCAGCAGCUCAAAGAGCUCAUCACUGCAAAGAGUGCACUAGAGAGUCAGGUCCUUGACGAGAGAGACAAAGCACAGCGGCUGCAAACAGAACUGGACGUCAGCGAGCAGGUUCAGAAGGAUUUUGUCAAACUUUCUCAGACCCUUCAGGUACAGUUGGAACGAAUACGACAGGCAGACUCUUUGGAUCGAAUCAAAAUCAUCCUCAAUGACACCAACUUCACUGACAUCAACCAGCUUCCAGACACAUGAUAUCACUGAGUGAAAACUGCCUUCAGUUUCUUUCCCCUCUUUCUCUUUAUCACUGGCCCAAUAACAUUAUUGAUCUGACCCCCCCCACCCCCCCUAACCACAGAAGAAGAAGUUUGGAUGGACAAGGACAGACAUGGCGCGAGGAGCCUUUUGUGUACAUUAAGAGUCGUGGAAGAUGGAUAGAAUAAUGAAGAAAAAAACACUACUAAAAAAAUGUAAAUAACUAAAUGUGUGACUCUGGACGGAGGAGUUGGAAGUCUGUUUGUGUCUUGUUUCUACUGUAUAUAUGACUGUCUGUAUUAGCUCAACCAAAAGGGUUUGUCAUCUUCUAAAGCACUUUUCAUCUGUUACUUUUCUUUCCAGGUAAAUAGGAAACAAAUGGGUGCAUCCUUCUGUUCUCCAAGAGGUUGAUAAUCACAUCCUUGUUCCACUCGCUUGUUCUUUUCCCUUUUCUGGCUAUUUUCCAGUGACUUUUGAUGACAAAGACACAAUGAAGGAAAUUCAAGGAAAAUACAUAACUGGGAUAAAAAAAAGGAACAUAACAAAGUUUGAGCAAUACCCUCCAUUUCUUAAACAUCGUCUACUGUAUCUUGCUUCGUUCUUGUUCUUCGUUUUUAAUUUUUUUUUUUCUUUUAAAGCUGCCUAAAUACAGUGAAGAAACAUUGUCUUGUUCAAAGUUUUAUUUUAUUUUUCAACUUCACACUUCAUUGUCAAGGAAACCAUUGAAACGCUAGUAAACCCAGUUCAUGUGAGGUAAAGAAAUGGUUAGGCGGAGGAGAACAGACAAGAAGUGGAUACGGAAAAUGAUUGAUUUUAAUUCACACUUUGCUCCUUUCUAUUGAUUGCCUUUUUUGAAUUGACCUUUAGAGUUUCUUAAUGUAAUUCUAAAGCGCUUUAAUUACAGUGGGCAGCUUUUAAAUUAUGAUGAAAGAGCACACUAUCACAACACUGGCACAAGGUGUUUCUCUUCUGUCGUAGUGGACACAGUACCUGGUAGGGCGACGCCUUAUUUAACAGACACUUCCAAAUGGGAGAAACACUAGCCGCGAACUAACUAAACCUCCCUGCUCCGCCCUAAAGAAUUUUUUUCUGGCUGACUGGGAAAAUUCAGGGUAAAAUUACAACUAAAGGACAGCUGACUUUUCAUAUGACACAUGAGCAAUGAAACGGUUCAUUCAUCACUACAAGAAAUUCUGCUACCUGUGAAGCUACUAAAGGGAUUUAAUUGAAGGGGUCGGCUCACUUUAAGUAUGUCAGUGCAGUAGAAGCAAACCGUGAAUUUAUUUUGAUAUGAGAAAAAUAGUAAAAGGAUGAACAAGUAAAUUAAACACCCAGAAGAUCUGUCACUAAACUGUUGUACAAGAGUUCAGACUGCUACAUGACUAAACCUGCCAGUAUGCUUCAACAGAACUGCUUAUCAGAUGGUUGAAUAGUUUCGGAAACCUCCUCCCCUCACAACUCUCCAACAUUGGAUAGGGGAACUCUGUGUCCAGCCAUCUCUGCAACUUUCUGAAACAAACAAUUCAACAUUCACACCCACUUCAAGCCGUAACCUUUUUCUCAGCUCCUAUAAGAAAAAGUACAUGAAAUUACUGGUAUUUCUGUCACUUUUAGUGAGUAAAAAAAUCUAAAAUGUCUGAAAAUGUACAGCGUUAUCCUCAUAUUCAAACUAUUAUCUAGUCUCUUACGAGUAUAACCCGAUCCUUAGAAGGUCAGUAGGCUUCAAAACAAACCAUGCUGACAUGUCAUUUAACCACAUCUAAGGGCUAAAGUGUUUGUACAUUUUCUGAAUGGCUGCUUUUAAAAGAACACAAGAAUCUUUGUACUUUCAACACAAUAACUCAUUCAAAUGGGGAUAACGGCACACAUUUUCAGACUCUUUUAGUUUCUCCACAAGGGCACUCAAGUUGUUUCACUCUGUUGUUCAUAUGGAAGUGACUGAGGUAUUAGUGAAGAAAGUACAAACCUUGCUACUUUCACAUCUGCACACACACCUGGCCAGUGGCUGCAUGAAGAGGGUGUGAUUGUCUGGAAAGUUGUCAGACGCAGCCCAGGUGAUGUUGCAGACUGAAGGCGCUUUGUUUGAAGCAGACUGAGGCCUUAACCCAUUCUGAAAAUGAACAGCUGCCUUGUGGGCUUUUUGAUUAUCAAUUUUAAUCCAGACAGUAUGAAUAAGAGAAGGAUUUGAACCACAGUUAAUUAGACAGGUGGAGUCCAUGAAGUAGCAACGCUGGAACUCUUGGUGCAUCAGGAUUAGUCUUCCCCAGAAACCUUUUUCACCCCUAAUGGAAUAAAAAAUGCAAGAAUAUUGAUAGGAGGAUUUAUGGUUUGGCUUCAUCUCAAGCUUUAUUAUAUAUUUAACCAACUUAGGCAACCGCAAGUUAUUACACAACUCAAGAGGUGGUACAUUGUCAGCUGCUAUAGCCCGCAUUUGUGUCUCUGCGCUAUGGUGUUGUCAAAAUGACCACAGUGGAAUAUGAUUUGGUAUUAAUAGACUUAUAAAGACUACUAUCAUUGGUAAGAUUGGAAAAUUACUCAUGAUAAUACCAGGGAAAUUGCAACAACCAUCCUUCUAAUGUGCAAACAGAGACAUUUUUAUUUUUGUGACUCCCCAAUUAAUAGUUUUAAUGUUUUCAAACUUGUAAGGAUGUAAAUUUCCCAGGACUUGGCACUAUUUUGAUUAAAGAUCAUGGCUCACAAGUUCUGCACUCUCUUUGAAUGUUUGCACACAUGGAAGUUGCAAAUAUGGAAAAAUAUGAGACUGAAUUAAUUUUCUUCCGCUGGGAAAAAAAAAAUACUCCUGACAUAGAGUGAGGGAUUCUCUUUUAAAACUGCACACAAUAUAUACACGUAUAUAAAAACAUGCAUACAGCAGCAUUGUAUGGUUUAAGGACAUGUUUAUCACUGUUUUUUUGUUUUUGACCUGCAUGUAUUCCAUUUCCUUAUGUUGCAUAUGUCCAUACUGUAGAUAUCUUGAGUUGAUAUUUAUGAUAGAGUCAUGCGAUGUGUUAUGAGAUGAUGUGGAUGUGUGGGCGAGCCAGCCUGAGUUGCACUGACAGAGAACUGUAUGUGUUUGGUUUGUAUGAUUGUGGGUUGAGCGGCUGCGUUCGGGCGCAUUACUGAGAAUUUAAAGUAAGAAAUUUUACAGUGUGAAUCCUGCACGUUGUUUUCUCUGAUCGCCUUAUUGUAUUACUGGCUCGGUGUGUUUUCAUUUUUAUUUGUGACAUUAAGCGUCACUCAUCUAUUACAAUAACAAAUUUGGCCCAUACGGCAUUAAUGUGAGGAUUCCUCGGCAGUCAUCGCAGACAUUCACUAAUUCGUUGUGGUCAUGUUUAAGAGUUGAUUUUUAUUGAAUAAUUUCUGAUCUAACGUUGCUGGAUUAUUUUAAAAAUGUACAUUAAAUCCCAAAAAUGAUUGGCAUAAAUGUUAAUAUGAUGAUUUGAAAGCUCACACUGUGUACUACCUGCUACUUAGUUUUCAGUAUAAAUAGAAAGUCACAACAAAUAAAGUGCACUCAAAGGUGCAAAUAUGUUUGUGCAUAUUUUAGGUAUAAUAAGUUGUUUUAUAGGAGGACUGUGUGUAUUUUUAAAUUCUAACCCAUGUUUACUGACAAAUCUGUUUCACUACAGUGACUAUAGUGACUAUACAUGUAAACUGAAAUUUCACAACCUCACAAUAUAUGUUAAGCUGUAAUACACUGUCAGUUAUUGAAAUAAGUAUGGACAAUAAAUUAUUUUUGAAAAUAAAUCCUGUUUCCAAAAAAUAACAAUAUUUAACAUUCAACUUGGAGGCGACAACAAAGAGCAACCCACGGCUGUUUUUCACUUUUAUUGAAUAUUUUUGUUUCCACUUAAUAACUCGGGAGUGCACAGUUUGAGCUUUCAGAGGCAGCUUUUAUCAUUCCUUUUGAUUGUGAUGAAUGCAAGUAUUGUUAUCAUAUGUGUUUUACAUAACAUCUGUACUCGGGUUUGACCGAUAUUCUCGUUUGCUGACUGAUAUUCAGCAAACUCUUUAUGGCACCCAGUUAAAAGAAGAAACACCAGAUUCGGUUUGAUGGAUUUUAUGCCUUUUAAAAUGUAAUAAUAUUGGCACUGCUUUCCUCCUAAAAUAAUUGUAUAAGCACAGGUUUUGGCAGAGAUGUAAUGCUAUUUCAGAACAACAAGAAUAACAUCUUGAAGUCUUAAAUACUUUUGAGGACUUACUUGCCAUAAAAAUAGUCAAACUUAAGUGCUGAAUGUUGGGGCGCUCCAGAAGCGUCAGUAUUAAAUAUCAAAAACCCAUAUCGGUCGAAUCCUAGUGUGUGUUCCUGCAAAUCCACUUGUUAAAUUUCAAACUGUCCAUAAAACAAAACAAAACAUGUGAAAUGUUGACAGGAAUUGUCAUGUUUACUGAUAAGCUGAGAGACAGGCAUGAGCAGCACGCCGAAUGAUGAAUACGAUGACAUUUAAACAAUAGCUACCAUAAAGUUCUGCCCACUGAA
Molecule: messenger RNA, 7200 nt
Organism: Micropterus dolomieu (smallmouth bass)
Lineage: Eukaryota; Metazoa; Chordata; Actinopteri; Centrarchiformes; Centrarchidae
Gene: rabep1
Product: rabaptin, RAB GTPase binding effector protein 1
Exons: 19
Coding region: 135-2720 (861 amino acids)
Biological process (GO): endocytosis
Cellular component (GO): intracellular membrane-bounded organelle
Molecular function (GO): growth factor activity; GTPase activator activity
Source: RefSeq, a predicted model, not a curated record